Messenger RNA from Emiliania huxleyi CCMP1516, 3939 nucleotides. RefSeq lists its product as hypothetical. The record is from RefSeq and is a predicted model, not a curated record. Gene Ontology annotation, molecular function: glycosyltransferase activity. Gene Ontology annotation, biological process: root hair cell development. The coding region runs from base 1 to 2112 and encodes 703 amino acids. Lineage: Eukaryota; Haptophyta; Isochrysidales; Noelaerhabdaceae. The transcript is spliced from 10 exons.
AUGCGCAGCGCCGCUCUCUCACUCCUCGGCAUCACCGUCCUCCUCCUCUUCCUCUCGCACACCUUCUUCUUCCCGGCGCCCGCUGCCGCGCCCGUCGUCCACCCAAAGGUCUCGCUGCUGCACGGUGGGCACAUCCCGCCCGAGCCGGACCACAGGACAAAGACGAAGGCGCCUCCGUCGGCGUCACCGGCCGCGGCGAGCGCCGCUGGCACGCCUGCCGCUGCGGAUUCGCGUUCCACCCCGCCCACCGUCGGCGCCACCGGCACCGGCGCGCCCGGGCUCGGAGGACACGGCCCGUUUGGCCCCGAGAGCGUGGCGCCGUACAUGCCCCACGGCCAGGAGGACCGGCGCUGCGUGCCGCGGCGCGAGCAGGCGCUUCCGUCGCGACCUCUCAACCUGACCGUCCCCGCGGACAGCGCCGAGUGGCCGAUCAACUGCGCCAGCUUUGACGGCGCUGCGGAGCUCUGCGCCGCGGUCAAGACCGCGGCGGUGCGGCGCGAGGUGCGGCGCGAGGUGAUGGUCGGCGUCGCAAACUCCAACGUGCAGGGUCAGCUCGCCAAGUGGAUCGAGGCGAACCGGCGCGCCGGCAUCUCCAACAUGCUCAUCGUCGCGAUUGACGAGCGGCUGCCGCAGUGGCUCGAGUCGCAGAAGGUGGCCUGCUGGCCCCGGCCCGACAAGGCGCUCGGCUCGCACAAGAUCUCCGCCCAAAAGUUCAAGUUUGUGCGCUCCUUCCUCACGGUGGGCGCGUCGGUGCUGAUGACGGACAUCGACGUCGUGUACCUGCAGAACCCCUUCGACCACCUGUGGCGCGACGCGGACAUCGAGGGCACCACCGACGGGUGGGACGACGGGUCUGCGUACGGGUGGCUCGAGCAGCUCGACGACCCGAGCCUCGGCGCGUACGGACGCUUCCGUCCAGCGAUGCGCAUCACAGCGUGGAACUCAGAAGCCGAACACGCGUGGAACUCGGGCCUCUGGUAUGCAGCCGCAACACAUGCAUCGCUGCGGCUGAUGACCAUCCUUGCGUACCGGAUGGAGCACGAGCCUAACACGUGGGACCAAGCGGCGUUUGGCGAGGAGGUGGCGCGGCCCGCGCGCGACGGCCACCAUGCCGCCGGGAUCGUCAAGCGCGCACUCAGCUACUGGUGCUUUGCAAACUCAAAGACGGUCUUCCGGCGGCUCCGCGCCGAGGCGGGGUCGACACACAGACCGGUCGUGGUGCACGCAAACUACCACCAGCCGAAGCAGCCGCGGAUGGACGCCGUGUACGACCGGUGGCACCUCGGCCAGGCCGACGCGCUCGGGCGCUUCAGCACCGAGCCGACAGCCGUCGUCCCCGCGCCAGAGCUGGAGGUCAACUCGCUCCACUCGAUCAACGACGGGUUUGUCUCUGGCUCCGACACGCGCAACGCCCUCGCCGCGGUCAAGGGGGGCGGGUGCCGGCCGCAGCCGUCGCUCCACGGCGUGCGGGUCUCGGUCGCCGUCCUUCCGGUCAAGGCGUGCGCCCCGGCCGACGCCGUCUGCAGCGCGGCGAGCGACGUCGCCGUCCGGCGCGGCUCCUCGCCGCCGGAGCUGCUGCUGCUGGUGGUGGGUUCGUCGGAGGCGGAGCCGGCGAGGCUGUUCCUGCAGUCGGCCUCCGCCGCCGGGGUCAAGAACGUGCUCGUCGCGUGCGACGGCCUCGUGGCGGCGCUGCAGGGGCAGGGCGUGACGGUCGUCGACGCCUCCUCUGACGUGCCGGCCGACGCCUCAGCCGCGUCGCGGGUGGCGCGGCUGCGGUGGGCGCUGGUGCGGCGGCUGGUGGAGCACGGGUACGGCGUCCUCUCCGCCGCGGCGCCGACGCACUUCGUCUCCGACCCUUUCGACGCGCUGUACCGCGAUGCCGACGUCGAGGCGAUGACGGUCGGGUACAACCACGUCAUCGACGACCCCUCGAUGGGCGUUCACGCGCUUCUGCCACGGCUCGCGCAUCGUGGGGUACGAGCCGCGCCUCUUCUUCGCGAUGCCGACGGCGGAGAGCGAAAGGCUCGCGCGCCGCAUGGGGGAGCGGCUCGGCACCGCCGGCUCGGAGGGAGCGGCGCGCGGCGGCGAGGCGGCCGGAGGCAGCGCGUAUGACCGGGUGGCGCGGGACGAGCGCGAGGCGUUCGUGCGCGAGCUGUGGCUGCCGUCGCGGAACGAGUACGCCCACCCGGGCGCUGUGCUGCGCGUGAUGAACUAUCUUUGCUUUGUCAACUCAAAGGUGCUGGCGCGGCAAGGCCAGCGCGUGCUCGCCUCGCACAAGCCGGUGCUCGUGCACAUUGACUACCACGCAGACGUCGUGCCCCGCCUCCGGGCGGCCGCGGGCUUCCUCGCGGGCCAGGCCGACGCGCUGCGCCAGCUCACCGCCGCCGACACCACCACGCAUGCCGCCGCGCGCCCGCCGUGCGCCGGCGCGAGAGAGUGGAACGGCGCGGACGAGGCGGCACCCGCGGUGCGCGCGGCGGUCGAGCGGUCGCCGUGGUCGUGGGGGGGCGUGCCCGGCUUCGUGUUUGAGGCGGGUGGGCGCCUCUCGACGCCCUGGGGGCCCGGGCAGUGGGGGCUGCACCGCGGCUUCGAGGCGGCGCUCUUUGCAGACUUCAUCGGCACGGCGCACAACAUCGAGCUCUCGGCCGGCAUCGCCGUGGCCACGCGCUGCGCCGACGACAACAUCGUGCUGAUGCGCUCCGUCAAGGGGCUCGACUUGCCAAAGUGAAGCAGCCGCGAAUCCAGCGCGGCGCGGUCUGAGGCCAUGGAUGGUUGUAGUGUGCACGUGGAACCGCCGGUGGGGCGCGCGGCGCCACCACGGCGCACCCCAGCGCGCGGGACGCGGUACGUCGCGGAGCGCGGACGAGCGGACGAGGUGAGUGGACUCUCUGUCGUGUGGUCAAGAGUGGUGUACGAAGAAACAAAACAAAGCGGCGGAUCGAGAGACGCCAGACGCCGGGACGUCGAAGCGCUCGAGCGAACAGGCGCGGAGGUCACCGUAUCCCACGUAUCAAGACGAGAUGAAUUUGCAGUCCAUGGCAGAGAGAGACGGGGCGAGAGAGGAAGCGAGAGCACGGCGCCCGCCACGGCGGCACGGCCGAGUCCUCAGGCUCCGCAGGACCGUCGCACAAGCGGCGCACACACAUGGCGGCGGACAUGGCGCAGGAAAAGGCGUGGUGCUAGGGCCGGUGUAGACGGAGGGGCCGGCGGCAAGCUGCGCCGUCGUGCCCAGACUCGCAGACCUGGCCUCGUCCUCCGACAGCCUCGCCGGCGAGGCCGCCGCGCCGCCGGUCGGGGAGACGACGCCCUUGCCCCAGGUCGGUGCGUCGAGGCGGGCGAGCCAGGCCUGCUUCGCCUCCUCCUCCGACACCGCAGCAGGUGCACUCACCUGGGAGGCGACCGCCGAGACGGCGGCGGCGGCCGCGCCCCAUGCCGGGACGUCGAGGCUGGCCAGCCAGGCGCGCUUGGCCUCCUCCUCGCGCGACAGAGUGUCGCACGCUGCCUCGACGCCAGAGUCGCAGUCCUCGGUGAGGGCGAGCAGCGCCGACGCCUGUCCCGCGACCUCGCUCAUCGUGGUCGACGCCUGGCCCCACGAGGGCGCGUCGAGCCGCGCGAGCCACGCCGCCUUGGCCGCCUCCUCCGUCAUCGCCGGCGCGGCCCCGGCUGAAGCGCCCCACGACGGAGCAUCGGCGGCAACGCGGGCCAGCCACGCCGCCUUGGCCUCCUCCUCCGUCGUCGCCGGCGCAGCCGCGGCCGGGGGCGCGGCCGGCGCCGCGGCGACGGGAGUGCCGCCCUUCGGGCCCCACGACGGAGCGUCAGCGGCGGUGCGGGCGAGCCAGGCGGCCUUGGCGGCGUCCUCAGACUGCUGCAUGCGCAGCGUGCCGACGCGCAGGGCAGGGACUGAGAGCGCGACGAGCAGCAUAUACACACUCGUUCAGC